Eruca vesicaria subsp. sativa (arugula) is the source of this 876-nucleotide messenger RNA. The record is from the annotation of a GenBank genome assembly. Lineage: Eukaryota; Viridiplantae; Streptophyta; Magnoliopsida; Brassicales; Brassicaceae.
CGUGACUCCCGUGUUUUGUUUUAUAGGAGAAUCUAAACACACACAAAAUAUCUGGAGAAAAUUUAGAGAGAGAGAGAGAGAGGUAAUGGGAAACAGAGAGCAAGUAGCUGAGCUGAUAUCAUCGCUGGAGAAAGCAACUCUGUUGUCUCAUCAAAUCGGAACCGCAGUGGAACGAAACCAGCUCCUUCAAAUCUCCUCUUCUCUUCGCAUAGCCCACCACCGCCUCUCCACCUUGCUCCUGUCCACCGUUUCAUCCGAUAACUCCGUCUCCUCGGUCGAUCCGAUGCAAUUAGGGGAGGGGGAGGGUGAAGCGGCGGAAGAUGAGAGAGAUUCGGCCGUGGAGAAGGUGGAGGAGAAGAUGAGAGAGUGUUUUAUAAGGAACAAGAGAGCCAAGCGGCCACUUUCUCCGUCGUCCGCAGUGAUGGAGACUUCGGCGACAGGAGAAGAGAGGAGUAGCCGUGAUUAUUAUUAUGGGUUCGAUUUGGACCCAAAUGCAUCCAAGUUGAGAGCUUUGGAUCUUAUCUAUCAAUUUCAUGGAUAGUAGAUUUUUGUUUUUAAAACUCAAAUGUUAAGAAGCUUUCGUGAUUGUAAAGACAUUUAUCAUUUUGGUAAUAACAGUUUUACAUUAUAAAGACAGUGAGUUGUACAAGAAGAAGAUUUGGAAGCAGACUAAAGAGAGUUGUAGGCUACCAAAGAGAAGAAACUUUUGGGUGGAUGAUAGUCCCUAGGGUGCUUCUAUCUGAAUGUUACAGCAGCAUCAACUUGCAUGGACCACAAGACCGAAAGCGGGUAUAUAUGUAUUAUGUAACUGGUAGCAAUUCGUUGUCUUGUGAUGCACAAGUUUGGACAAGUAAAAUAUAGAACUGUAUAUAUACC